Dermacentor silvarum is the source of this 3376-nucleotide messenger RNA. RefSeq lists its product as uncharacterized. NCBI's taxonomy places the organism in Eukaryota, Metazoa, Arthropoda, Arachnida, Ixodida, Ixodidae. The record is from RefSeq and is a predicted model, not a curated record.
UCAACGCUCUUAAAUUCUUUCCAGUUCUCAAACUGCGGAGCGCCGCCCGACCCCUUUCCGUUGCGCGCCGCGAGGGGGCGUGCACGACGGAGUUAGCCCGGCAAAGCGCAGCGUAGCAGCACGUUUUGGGCAGGUGGCCGCUGUGUGUGUAGUCGUUUUGUCACGUUUGCGCUCACGCUCGCGUUAUUUUAUGUUUGUGCAUUGCGCUUCCAAUUGCUUGGACUAUGCCACGCUGCUUCGUUCCAGGCUGUAAAAGCGGCUACGACUCCGCGCGAUCCGUGGACGACAAGAGACAUUUUUUCAGGGCACCUCGCAAUGCUGAGCGCCUUCAACAGUGGGAGCGUGCCAUACCACCUGACAGAAAGCUUUCAAGUUCGUGUUCCGUCUGCGACCUCCACUUCGACAAUGAUGACAUUUUCAAAGUCUUCGAACACAACAUUCGUGGUGAAAUUGUGGUCAUACCGCGCGACAAAUGGACGCUGAAAGAAGACGCCGUGCCUCGCCUGUUUCCUAAUUGCCCAAGUUAUCUCUCGAAACCCACACGGAAACGCAAAGCACCAGCUCACAGACGAUCACCAGCAAAACAAAAGCGGCAGAAGAAACAUGGUGAGUGUGUGGAUGCUGCUGUCGGAGUUGCCGAUGACGAAGCGAGCUUGUCUACCGAUGACAGCAUGCCGGUGGAGAAUGUGUUUCACGUACUCAGUCGCAUGGCGAAAGAGGGACGAAAAAUUCGAGGUUGGUCCCUUGACGUUGUUGAUGCAAUGGUCGUUUUGUACAAGCUCGGGAUAAGAAAGAAUAUCCCGCUUAUAGAAAUGUCUGUGGUGUUGUCAGACAGCCUGAAUAUAAUUGUCAGUGCAGAUGGUCGAGUUGUGCCACGAAAUGUGUACGCCGGGAAGCAGACCACUGAGUUCAAGUGUAUGGAAGACUUCACAUGCCUCUUGCUAUAUGUGGAACAGCUGAAGUUGUGUAAAGGCUGUCCUGCAAAGAAGUACCCCAAAAUCUCUUCGUCAGUGGUGGCAUCAAAGCAUGGUGAAACGUGGAGGCGCAACACAUGCACGGUAUUGAGUGUUAAUGCUACAUGUGCUCAGUGCAGGACUCUCGAGAAGCUUUUCUUGCAGCGGACGAAGCAGCAAAAAGAUGGCAAGAAAAAGCAGGCUGCUCGCUUGAAGUUGCUGCGUCGCAAAGCCAUUCGUGCAACCUCAAGGCGAGAAAAACUGAAGGAAGAAGUCAUUCUGGUGAAGAGAAAGCUUAGUGCAAUUACAGAAGAGACCAUUGACAGCUCUCUUCAUAUUCUUCCGGCCAGGCAGCAACUAGCAUUCAAGACAGCUUUCAUGGCUGCAAAAGCCAAGUCAAAAAAUGGGAGGCGAUAUGAUGAUGAAUGGCUUAUGACAUGUUUGUUACUGCAAAUCUCAAGCCCGAAGGCCUACACUUUACUUGCUGAUAUGCAGCUGCUACCACUGCCAUCAAAGGCUCGCCUUCGCCAAAUAAUAGCAGGAAUACCAUGCAAGUAUGGAUUCAACCAAGUUGCAUUGAACAGCGUCAGAAGCCAUUUCAGCAACAAAAGUCACUUAAAACGGCUAGGUGUAUUGCUCCUAGACGAGAUAAAGUUGAAGCGAGGCGUCUCCUUCAAUAAGGCCUCAUGCAGAAUGGAUGGUUUUAUUGACUAUGGUGAAGUCAUGGCACCAAAUGCAAAUCAUCUUGCUGAUCAUGCAUUGGUACUGAUGUUCGUGCCACUGUUUGAGGACUGGGUGCAGCCAAUAGCAAGCUUUGCUACAAAAGGAGCGGCUCCUGGAAAAGUUCUUGCAGAACUGGUAAUGAGCGGCAUCCUGGAACUGCACAAGAACAAUGCGUCAGUGCUGGCUGUGAUCAGUGAUGGGGCUGGCAACAACAGGUCUAUGUGGAGCCAGCUUGGAGUGUCAGGGAAAAUGGAUGCGACAUGCCACUUCAUUGAGCAUCCCUGGGAACCGUCACAAAAUAUCUACUUCAUUUGUGAUGUUCCGCAUAUUGUGAAGUGCAUACGAAACCACCUGAGGAAGCACACAUACGGAAUGGCUGGCGACCUUCGCAUCAACUUUCAGCAUUACGUGACCCUAUACGAAACGGAAAAAAAGAAGCAUGUACGUGUUGUGCCAAAACUCACUGAAGCACAUGUUUCCCCUGACAACCUGCGCAAAAUGAGCGUCAGGCUGGCUACACAGCUCUUUAGCCGUGGAACAUCAAUUGGAUUGCGUGUGUAUAGGGAAGCAAAUGUCCCUGGCUUGAAAGACUCUGAAGGGACUGAGACAUUCACAAGAAUGCUCAACGAUGUUUUUGAUGCACUCAACGUCAAGCUUCCGUGCAGGGGAAUCAGGCAUCAUUCCAAAGAGAUACAGACCAUGAAGCAGUUCCUAGAAGUCUUGAAUGUGACUGAGCAAAAUGCAGUCGAGAAAGGUACAAAGCUGUUCGCGUCGCAACUGACGACGGAGUCCUUACGUGUCACAUUGUUGUCGACACUAGAUAUUAUCAAUUAUCUGUUCAACAAAGGAGCGCUUUAUGUGCUCACUGCGAAGCUCAACCAAGACCCCUUGGAGCGGCAUUUUGGUCUUGCACGAUCAUUUGGAGGAGAUGAGUCACACCCCACCGUCAUGAAUUUCUCGCAGAUAUUUCGUCUGCUGAGCCUCUACACACCCAUCAAAACAGCACUACGUGGAAGUGUACAAGGCGAACCAAAUGCUGUACUUGUCAGUGUGGAAGAGGCCUUGAACACUGCUCGAGCAGUCCAUCGCUUGAACAGAGCUAGUUUGAGAAAUGAGAUUGAGGCUAGACUGUUAGCAAUUACUUCUGGUCCUUCAAGCUCUCUCGAGCGAAUGGACAUCGAACACAGCUAUUUCAGGGGCGGUGUAGAUGAUGCUGUGACAUACUACUUAUGUGGAUAUGUCAUACACAAAAUGAGCAAGCACACAGAGUGUGAGUUGUGCCUGCAUGACAUCAGCUCAACUGUUCCACUAGUUGGUUCCGAUGCAUACUUGACAACAUAUCGGAGCUUUAAGGAAGGGAGUCUCAAGCAUCCAACAAUCAAGAUGCUACAGUUCAUAAGAAUUGCAAAUGACUCCAUAUCAUUUUCCAUUGAUCAGGCAGGUCUCUGUGGUGACCUAUUUUGGAAAGCCCUGGAUGAGCUAGAAAAGUGCAGCCUUGCUCGGCUGGGUUGCGAUGAGCACAUGUGCGCGCUCACGUGCCAAAUACUGAACUUUUUUAUUGCCACGCGAAUGCAUUUCUAUUCGAGAGAUGCGAACCGCCGCCUAGAAACACGAGAGAAAGUAGCCAUCGCGAACAAAAAAGCUCGUCUUUUGUAAAGCCACGCUGAAUGCGGCUCCUGUAAUAAAAACCUUUAAACUCA